AUGUUCAACAAUGGACAGCCAAUUAGCCAAGGCGUUUGUGCUAAUGGCGGCUACAUCGAUGUCUCCAGGGAGCAACUCUUUAGCACUGCAUCUUGUGGACUGCGUUGCGAUACUUGCCCAGCUCUCACAAGGGAUGGUCUUACAUGUCCAGGAGACUCUAUCUGCAGCGCAGUAUCUAUACGUGAAGGACAAUGUAGGGAAGCAUACUGUCCUGCCGGAACAAUGACUGCCAACGGAGUAGAGGUAACCUCUCUGACCUGCAAUGGGCAGGGCGCCUGGGUUGACGCAGUGGGUACCGUAUACACUGCUGCACAGUGCGAGGUUAUGUCUUGUCAGAACUGCGCAACUUUGGGUAAUGCAAACAUCCCAUGUCCUGUCGGGCUCAUCUGUGAGGCUCCCCUCGAACGUGUAGAAGAAUGCAAGGAAACUUACUGUAUGAUGGGUGAGCUCAGAGGAAAUCCUGCUCGAGUACUUCUGACAUCCUUGACAUGCAAUGGAAUGAGCCAGUGGGUUGAUGAACAAAAUAAUAUCUAUGAUAGCGCACAAUGUGAAUAUCCUUGCGAUCAGUGCACAGAUUUGACCAUUGGCGGAAUGAUGUGUCCUGUAGGAUUCGUAUGCACUGCCGUUGUCACUCAGCCAGGUCAAUGCCCAGUUGCUGCCUGUCCCGAAGGAAUAAUGAGGGCAUCUCCUGGCGAAGUGGUAGUGCCCUCUCUUACCUGCGAUCGUAAUGCGCAGUGGAUCGACAACCAACAAAAUGUCUACACUUCUGCCCAGUGCGAAGAUUCACAAUGCUCCGAAACUUACUGCGCCACUGGACAGCUCACUGGCAAUGUUGCCAGAACGGAACUAGAAGUUUUAACCUGCAAUGCCAACGCGCAAUGGAUCGAUGCGCAAUCUGCAGUGUAUACUGUAGCGCAGUGUGAGACCCCAUGUGACCAGUGUCCUGCUCUGACAAACACGGGAAUGCCAUGUCCUUCAGGUUUGAUGUGCACUCCGGUGAUGACAAGAAAUACUGGACAAUGCCCUGAAAGUUACUGUGAGACUGGCACGAUGACAGCUGGACCGGGGAGAACUACUGUAGCGACACUGUCUUGCAACGGUAACCAACAGUGGGUAGACUCUCAAUCGACAGCCUAUGCUACUGCUCAAUGCGAAAUAUCGUGUAUAUGUGCACCAUUGCCAAUCACGACUCCACCACCGAUGAUGACCGUCAGGGGGAACGCUCUAGUCAUGCGUGGAGAUGGGUGCUCAUCAUUAGGUACCGGUUGCAGGGGAUCAGAUCUGUUCAGACUCGUGACGGCCAACGGCGUAGUCACGCUGGAACCUCCGGCUGGGCGAACGAGCGAUUUCACUUGUCUCGAUGGUCAAUGGACAACAGUUAUCAACGGCGUCGAAACUACCGUGCUAGAGCAGGCUUGCUAUGAAUUUGACUGCAACAUGUGUAAUAAUGUUCGUCCCGGACCUGGUGUCACACUUACGCUAAUCUACGACGCAAAUACUUGGUGCACUACAUACACUUUAAGCGGAUGUCCCAAUGGUUACAGAGUUGACGACACCGUCAUCACCUCCACCUUAACAUGCAAUGACAAUAGUAGAUGGACAAGCGGAACUUUUACCGCUCCAAAUGCUGGGAUCCUCGACGUUGACUGCGUCUAA
Messenger RNA from Cylicocyclus nassatus, 1656 nucleotides. The record is from the annotation of a GenBank genome assembly. NCBI's taxonomy places the organism in Eukaryota, Metazoa, Nematoda, Chromadorea, Rhabditida, Strongylidae.